Physella acuta is the source of this 3058-nucleotide messenger RNA. Its product is annotated as mucin-2. NCBI's taxonomy places the organism in Eukaryota, Metazoa, Mollusca, Gastropoda, Physidae. The record is from RefSeq and is a predicted model, not a curated record.
CACGCGCGUCAUUUCGUGUGUGUCGCCACCGGCGUGUGUGAGUUUUCGGGAAAAAAUUUUGUUCGCAGGGAGAAGAAAAAAAACGUGGAAUUUUAUUUGAAGGUUUUCUAUCGGAGGUUUAUCAAGUGUUCUUUUGUUGUCUUAUCUACAGGCACGCCGGUAAAUUGAGCCGGUAAAGAGAGCCGGUAAAAAGAGCCGGAUACGAUAGCCGGUCCAGCUGGAUUACAAAACUCACGUCAUAAGACCAAAUCCGCAACAUUGAACAGACGCCAGCAAUGUCACGUGGUUCACCAUGGCCAAUCAGCUAGCUCGUACCAUCGGCUCCAGCAGAUCCUUCAGUUUCUCAUCGUCUACCACAUGCCGCCUACACACACAUACACACACACUCGGUUCAUUGAACUUUGAACCAUGACGUCACUCACCACGUUGAGGAGCUUGUCACCCAUGGUCUAAAAAUACUAUGGAAAUUCCCGUUAUCCAUGAAACAUCUCAUCCACGAUCCACAGUCCCCCUCAGCGCCUCCGUGCUACUGACCUCCUCCUCCUCCUCCUCUUCUAGCAACCACUUCCUGUCUCCCAGAAAACCUCCAGUAGUCACUCAUCGUUCAGCAUCGCUAGGGGUCGCCAGUGGUGAUAUGCAUAAGGAAGAGGUCACUGUGACCCCGAACAAGCCGAAAACUCCCGCCAAACCCGCGACCUUGAAAGGUGAGGACAUCAAACGCAGCCUCCACACGCGUCUCCCCAGCACCGACAGCGGCAUACAGGCAGAUGGUGGGUUCGAUUCCCUCUCGCGCUACCGAGGGCAAUCCUUUCUCUCCGCCACCAGCAGCGCUACCGACUCGACCAUCACGGACGUCACUGACAGCGUGACCAGUGGAUACGCCACUGACCUUCAGUCCACGCGACCUUCAACGACCCUCGUGUCAAAGGUCGUCACCGUACCCUCCAAGUCUUUCUUUAAACAGCCCAAUGGCCGGCCCUCCCCGGCCCCGCGGUCUUCCUUGUCCCACACCGUGUCUUCCGCCCCACCCUACACAGCCACACACCAGCUCUCCAACGGUCACGGGUCAGAAUCCCCCGUGACCCCGCAGACAUUGACCUCACCCCCACCCAACCAAUCCCCGAGUCCGACCAAUCAAAAUUUGACUUUUACCAUCAACAAGCCAUUAGCCAACCAAAAAACGGAUUCCAAUUUUUACUCAAACCAUCAAAACGGAGACGUCAGCUCUACUUCACCUAAUCAAAAUACAAACACUGAUCAAUCUAAAAUGGCGCAUGGCGUGCGAGUCACCUCAAACACAGGGGGAGCUAAAUCAGCCUUCACGAGAACGACAGUGUUAGUCUCCCCUACUAAACACAACACCACUAUCACCACCUCGCCGACAAGGGGCGACAACAUCCGCCUGGUGUCCAUCUCCAGUGGCGCCCCAAGCGCCCCAGACUCCUCUACAGAAAACGGCCAACACCACGUGACAAGUUCGACGUUUAAAGUCCACGUCAUCAACACCCAGCGCGCAGGGCAACAGGAUACGCCCCGUCCAAGCGCCCCGGGGUGCAUCUCUCUGACACGCCCUCUCAGACUAGGCGCCGCCCCCACCACCCAGGUCACAGCCCGACCCUCGCGGUCCACGACCCAGCAGACCCCGGUACCCGCACCGCGGCAGCUGGACACCGUGACGUCACAAAAACCCCAGCAGCAAACCACCACCCCCACCGGAAGUCUGCGCGGAAAACCCGAAGUCGGACCUCGGCCGGCCAUCGCGCCCAAACCCAGCCCGAACUCUAGUCCGUCCAAGGCGUCAAGCAGACCAACUACCAACUCGACCACCGUGACUUACACCAAUAUCGCCAGCGCUUCCGCUGCGGAAUCAACGGUCUCGUCGCCGGAAAAGGACCCGAAGCCUACGGAAAUUCCCAUAACGCACCACAUAUCUACGUCAUCGCUACAACACAUCACGACGUCACUCCUAGGCUCGACGCAAUCCAUUCAAAAAAUCAGAACGGAAAUUCCCGUAAAACAUAUUGAAACCAAACCUCCCGUCGUGACAAAACCCCCUCAAACCACCUCCCGACCCACCUCACUGGGGAACUCUUUCGGACGUUACACCCCCGACAGGGAUCGACCCCAUCUACACCCCAGGCAAUCCCUGUAUGACAGGUUAACCCCGGAGCGAGAAAGAAGACAAUAUCACAUCGGCCAGCCCAUCUACGAGAACAUCGGGUUCACCAUGAAGGACGGGUUCAGCGGGUUCAACCCAAAGGAAGGGUUCAGCUUUGACGACCCCAGCACGCGCAUGAAGCACGCCGAGCUCAUCCUCAAACAGUCGGACGAGUUGCUCAACGACGCGCUCAAGAUGCUCAGUACCUCGCCCCUCCCCUCCCCCAAAAACCAAAACGGGUUCCCCUCCGACCUGAGGCAGUGCCCGGAUGGGGAGAGGAUCGUGGAGGGCUCGGACUCUCAGCUGACCAGCGAACGUGAGCACCGGGUGCCCAUUUAUGACGUCGCCAGCGGGAAGCUUUACGGCGGGUCAAGGACGUCUAUUCAUAGCGAGGUGAAAGUGAGUAGUAACAGUGAUAGUACGGCGAAGGAUGUCAAGUGGAACGCCAGCAAGGAAAGAAUCGAUGCCGCGCUCUCGUGGCUUAAAACAGAACUGGCCAGUCUACGGGACAUGGACAACACCCUAAUCGCCCAGUUCAAACGAUGUCACGAGACCAUCGACACGCUGAAGACACAGAGGGAGGGCUGGGAGGGGCUGUCGGAGGAGGGGGAGGACGGGGAGUACUGGGACGAUUAUGAGAUCAGCGAAUUCAACCGACGUUACCUGGACAGUCCUGGCGGGUCGAGUUCCAGCCAGUUCUCACCUGGAAGCCGUGACCCCUCCCUCCAAGACAUCUCCCUGCCCGUGCCUCAGCUCCAUCUGCCCGGUACCGGUCAGGGCGCCCGGAGGGGCAGCGUGACCCAGGAUAUCGAGGCCACCCUCUGACGUCAGUGAUUUCUUCAUCCCAGACUUUAAAGACAUGUUAGAGCGGCACCAAGGCCUGUGUUAGGGUGUAUGAAG